Molecule: messenger RNA, 551 nt
Organism: Arachis ipaensis
Lineage: Eukaryota; Viridiplantae; Streptophyta; Magnoliopsida; Fabales; Fabaceae
Cellular component (GO): mitochondrial membrane
Source: RefSeq, a predicted model, not a curated record
AUGAGUACAAUUCACACAGCAAAAGCAAACAAAGAAAAGGAGAAGCAAAGUGUGACAGCUAAGAAUUCAGGUUCUUUUAGUUCCUUCAAGAGAUGGGGCAGGAAAAGCCCCUUUCUGAGAUAUGGCCUUCCAAUGAUAUCUCUUACUAUUCUUGGUGCUCUUGGCCUUGGUCAUCUCUUGCAAGGCAGCAAGGAUAUUGCAAAGGUGAAGGAUGAUCAGGAAUGGGAAAUAACUGAAGCAAGAAAAGCAUUGUCUAGACUUGGACCAGUAGAUGCAUACAAUCCAAAAACCAUCUCAUUGGAGGAUGAGCUCAAGGCCUUGCAACAAAAGGUGAACAUUGACGAUUAUGAGUACAAGAAAAUUCCUAAACCAAAUGAGGGCAAGUGAGAUUAGAUUAUAGCUGUGAACUUCAAACAACUUCCAAACUUCUCUUAUAUCAAGCACAGAACUAAUUUUAUGGGGUCAAAGAGUCGGUUCUUACAUACAAGUAGGGAAGCUGUUAUUGCCACUUAUUGUGUUUUGACUAUGGAAGAUAAAGUUGAGAUUUAAUU